This is a messenger RNA of Harpegnathos saltator (Jerdon's jumping ant), 1324 nucleotides long. Its product is annotated as elongation of very long chain fatty acids protein AAEL008004. Gene Ontology annotation, biological process: sphingolipid biosynthetic process; fatty acid elongation, saturated fatty acid; fatty acid elongation, polyunsaturated fatty acid. The record is from RefSeq and is a predicted model, not a curated record. Bases 247 to 1107 code for a protein of 286 amino acids. Gene Ontology annotation, molecular function: fatty acid elongase activity. Gene Ontology annotation, cellular component: endoplasmic reticulum membrane. The transcript has 5 exons. NCBI's taxonomy places the organism in Eukaryota, Metazoa, Arthropoda, Insecta, Hymenoptera, Formicidae.
GCAACCUGUUCGACAGUUGUUUGAAAAAUUGCGAAGUGGCUCGUCGUGUCGAAAAGCAUCAGCAAAGAAAGGAAACCAAUACUUUUCCAACAACGAACAUUGCGUUUUAAGAUAACUGUUUUGGGGGGAAAGAUAAGAGGUACGGAUAUUUGGACCAAGGAAGAAAUAAAAAAGACAGAGAAAGAGAUCCAAUUAAGCGUACGAAGAUUAUAAUAAGAAAAUUAUAAACAUUGUUCGAUUUUCAUCAUGACUGCGCUUCCAAACGAAGUGAUAAAAGGAUACUUAUUCCUGAACGACCAUUUAGCAGAUCCACGUACAAAAGAUUUCUUUCUGGUUGACACACUAUGGCGGCUCCCACUUUUGAUUAUAUUCUACAUGUAUAGCAUAUAUGUUCUUCUGCCGAAGUUUAUGGAAAAAAGGGUACCGUACAAGUUGAACAGAAUAUUACAGAUAUAUAAUGUCUUACAAAUUAUAUUUAACAUGUACUUAUUUUAUAUGCUAUUAAAUACAGCUUGGUUAAGGGGAUACAAUUUUAAUUGCGAACCUGUCGAUUACUCGUAUACACCAAAUGCAAUACAGAUUGCCAGAUUGGUGUGGUAUUACUUCAUGCUCAAGAUCGCAGAUCUGCUGGAGACAUUCUUCUUUGUACUUAGAAAGAAACAAAGUCAAGUCAACUUCCUUCACGUAUAUCACCACUGUGGCAUGGUAAUAGCGGUUUGGACUGCCCUUAAAUAUUAUCCCGGUGGUCACGGUACAUUUAUAGGAGUAAUCAACACACUCGUUCAUUCGAUUAUGUACACGCACUAUUUGUUGUCAUCUAUGAAAAUAGACACGAAAUCAUGGAAGAAGCAUAUCACUCAGCUACAAAUGCUGCAAUUCUUUAUAUUGGCGUAUCACACUUCUCAAUUACUGUGGAUGGAUUGCGGUUACCCGCUAUGGCCAGCACUGGUGUUGCUGCCGCAACAAGUUUUCAUGCUUGUAUUAUUUGCGGACUUUUACUACUACGCGUACAGUAAGAAGAAGCCGACAAGUACAGUAGCGACGACGAAAAUGGAGAUGGACGGCGUCCCCGCGAAAAUCUCAAGUGGCAAAUUGAAAGAGCGAUAAUUUCGCGUGGCGUAUUAUCCGCUCGAUUUGUCUCUGUUAUUAUAUUUUUAUUUUUAAUGUAUCGGUAUCAAAUUGUUAAAUGUUAGUCCUUUAUUACUUAUGAACUCGCAAUGAAGUUAUCGCAUUUCACAACAGUUUCGCUCACAAUAUACAAUGUACAUCGGCUGUUUGAUUAAUCACGAAUCUAACAAUAAAGAACUUACGGUUUUGGACAAAA